CAUUGAUAUGUGGCACUGACUGGCACUGAUGGAUGACACUGAAAGGCAGCUCAAAUGGGCACUGAUAUGUGGCAUUGAUGUGCACUGGUAGGCACUGAUAUGUGGCAUUGAUGUGGCACUGAUAGGCACUGGCACAUGGCACUGAUCGACACUGACAGCUGGCACUGAUGGACUUUGACAGGUGGCACUGCUGGGGCUACACUGAUCAUCAGGGCACACUGAUCAUCAGUGCCCUGAUGAUCACUGUCAGCGUGACAGCUCGAGAGGAGAGAAAUGCUGAUAACCGGCAUUUCCCUGUUUACAUGUGAUCAGCUGUGAUUGG
Staurois parvus is the source of this 322-nucleotide messenger RNA. The record is from the annotation of a GenBank genome assembly. Lineage: Eukaryota; Metazoa; Chordata; Amphibia; Anura; Ranidae.